AUGGACUCGUUCGGACUCACUUAUCCGAGUAUGGAGCAUCUAUUGAAGAAUGCCUCUCUAAACGAACAGCAAGUUCGGCUGUAUGAGCAGAAAUCGAUGGAUGCAGUGUUCAAUUCGUGUAAAAACAUGCAAGACGGCGCGAAAAAAGCUAGAGGAGAUAUAGAAGAGCAAUAUCGGCUAUAUUUGCUCUCUGGUGAGCUGGCUGGGUUGAUGACGAAAAAUCCGAAGUUUGAAAAAUGGAUUAAAGAUAAAGCCAACGCUGCUCUCUUCCGCUCAACAUACGAAAAUGUGGUAGAGGAAGCAUCAAAGCUGCAGACAAUGUUGAAAAUGAAAUACGAAGCCGCGCAAGUUCGGAGAGACAAACAGGAUCGUGCUGUGAAGCAGGAGGCUGAAAAACGGGUGUCCUCUUCAAGUUCUUCGUCGCAAGGCGCUAUGCGAGCAAUUAGAGCCCUAAUUACGCCCAGAGAGUUAAUUAGGAAGGUGGAGAACGAGGAGCCGAAGAAGAGCGCGUUGAUUUUCGAUUUGCGGCAAAAUCAGUCGGAUGCGAUUUUCUAUAAUCGAAGUGAAAUGAUUACGGUGAUUCAGGUGCCAUAUGAUCUCAUUGAUAGCUCAUUAACAUUCCAAAGCCUCAAAAACAACCUUCCUGUCAACCAACGAGCCCUGCUGCCCCGCGUCUCUGGCUCCGACUAUGUCGUUCUAAUGGAUGAUGAGUCUCCAGAACUGCUCAACAACUCACCAGCUCCCAAAACCAAAAUGUCGUUUCUCUUCAAAGCACUAACCCAAUACAACUCAGUGGACCGUCUCAGAGACCGUCCGAUGUUUAUGGAUGGUGGAUUUAAGCUAUGGAAGGCUCAAUAUCCAACGUAUACGAAGGAUGAGCAACCGCUGAGCUCCAGAACCUCACCAUCCGACGGCCUGGAUCAGGCUAUUCUGGAUUACACCUCUAGGAGCUAUGGGGUUUCUGAGAUACGGUACCCGGAUUUGAUGUCGAAACUGAGUUUAUCUGAAAGUCUGGCACCGGGACAACCGCUGUCUCCGCCGAGGAUUCCUCCAAGACCUGCUGAUAUUCCUCCAGAACCAUAUUCAGAGCCACCGAGGAAUGGGGGGAUUGGAAGCGGAGGAAUCUAUCCACAAGCUCCAACGAUUCCACAGAGACCCAUCAUCCCGCCCACUACGAUUCCACCAUCCAUUCCAACAACCACGACUUUCGACCGCCCCGGACCGCCGAUUUUCAGUCCAGCUCCUCCGGGACCACCUACAGUAAUCCCGCCGAAACCCUAUCAGCCACCGCCACCAGUGUUUCCGAUCCCCGAUCGCACAUCAAAACCAUCAACGAUGCCUCCAGAUGUAUCGGCAUCGGAUCCAUCGUUGGCACGUCAGAACGGAGGUAUAGAUGUGAAGAGACCACCGCCCACGUUGGAUCGAAACACCAAGCCCGCUACGAUAUCAAAAGAAUACGAGGUUCAAAUCCUCUCGAUCUACGAUCAGAUGACAAUGGCAAUCGAUCGAUCCAUCGACGAGCGGACCAAAUCCCGAGGAGCCGGUCUGCCGGGCGCCGUCGGCUUGUACAACAUGGGAAACACGUGUUUCAUGUCCGCCACGUUGCAGUGUCUAUUCCAGACGCCCGGACUUCCAGAAGUGUUCACCAGGAGGAACUUUGUAUCCCAGCUGAACACUCAGAACACGUACGGAUCGAAAGGAGUCAUUUCCGCUGGAUUCGCCUCGCUUCUAGACACAAUUUGGACGGGACCAUUCCAGGCGAUUCGUCCCGCCCGUUUCCUCCAGUUGUUUGCUGAUGAAGUGUACCGGAAUCUGAACGAUGGACGACAACACGACGCGUCGGAAUUCCAGCUGUUCUUGUUGGACGCACUGCAUGAGGAUACGAAUCAGGGCAAACGGAUUUCAUUCGAGCAGAACUACAAAGGCGGUCAAGGGAUACGACAGGAGGCGGCGGACUUUUUGAGAAAGCACUAUCAGUUCACAAUGUCGCCAGUCAAUCGGAUUUUGGGGACGAUUACGGUAGCUGAGGUUCGAUGCUUGACGUGUGGCGAGUCAUCGGCGACGUUCGAAGAGAAUACGAUUGUGUCAGUGGAGAUCACUUCGAAUACAUCGUGCACACUGGACAAUUGCCUUCGAUCCCAUUUCUCACAGACCAAACUAGAAGGUGACUCGGCCUGGAACUGUCCGAAGUGCAAAACGCCUCGUACCAGUACCCGAACAUCGAAGCUGUGGCAACCACCGCCGGUUCUUGUGAUCCAUCUGAAGCGGUUCGCUCUGUUCUACGGGGAUUUUGAGAAGAAUACAGCGUCGGUGGCGUUUGAUGCCGCUCGUUUCGAUAUUCGUCCCUAUUUGCAUGAGGCGGCGCCGACGGAUAAGCCAUUUUAUAAGUUGUAUGCGGCUACGCUCCACAACGGUCGCCUCAAUUCCGGUCACUACACUUCGGUCGCCUCUCAUCUCCGCAACGACAAAUGGCAUCGAUACGACGAUGAAACCGUCACGCCUUGUGAGAAAUUCCAAGUCAACCCGCAGCUGGCCUACAUCCUUUUCUAUAAACGGUGCUAG
This is a messenger RNA of Caenorhabditis briggsae, 2562 nucleotides long. Gene Ontology annotation, molecular function: cysteine-type deubiquitinase activity. The transcript is spliced from 10 exons. The coding region runs from base 1 to 2562 and encodes 853 amino acids. Lineage: Eukaryota; Metazoa; Nematoda; Chromadorea; Rhabditida; Rhabditidae. Gene Ontology annotation, biological process: protein deubiquitination. The record is from RefSeq and is a predicted model, not a curated record.